AUGUUGGUCGAAAGAUUCGUGUUACCUGAGGGUGAAGCCCAGAAGAUGAGGAAGAUGAAAGAAAACAAGUCAGGCCUGGCUCUUUCUCAGGCACAGUUGACCGUUGAGGAUGUGGACAUCAGGUUCACUCCAGAGGAGUGGGAAUGCCUGGACCCUGCUCAGAGGGCCUUGUACUGGGAUGUGAUGGAGGAGACCUACAGGAACCUGCUGUCAGUGGAUGUGUCUCAUAUACAUAUGACCAAGAAAUUACAAGCAAAAGCAAACAGUGGAAAAGGAGAAAUUUUGCAGACAGUGAUGUUUGGAAGAGCUGAAACCCAUGAAAUCAAAGAUUUUUUCCUUAGGAAGAUAGAGGAAACUGUGCAUGGUUUUGAGUGUCUGUGGACAGAUGAUGAAAGAAGUGACAUCGGAGUAUCUAUAUCCCAUAACAAAAAUCUCACUGAUGGAAAAGAUCAUCAGAGUAGAAAUGAUGCAGCAGAUAAGCCUGUUGAAAGACUCUGGUCAAGCUUUCAUGAUGAAUUGCAGAUGCUUCAGUCUGAAGGGACAAUUUUUGAAUGUAGUCAAGUUGUGACGAAUAUCAACAGUAGCACCCCAGUUUUGCCAAUUCAGAGAACUUGUAGUGUCCGCAAAGGCAUUUCUUUUAAACAUGAGAGUCCUGUUAUGCAUCCCUCAGAACAGGCCCCAGACCAAGAAGCAUACAAGAAAAAAUCUUACAAAACUCGUGAGUGUGGCAUAGCCUUUCUUCAGCACUCAGAACUCACUAGACAUCAAAAAAUCCUUACAGGAGGAAAACCAUAUAAAGCUGACAUAGGUGGCAAGGCCUUUAAUGAUAGUGAGAGACUUGGCGUUGAUGGGAGAAAUCAUACUGGAGAGAAACCGUAUAAAUGUGAUGUAUGUAGCCACAGCUUUAAACAGAACACAGCCCUUCAAAUUCAUCUGAGAGUUCAUACUGGAGAGAGACCAUAUAAAUGUGAUGUAUGUGGCCACUCCUUUAAGCACAAGACACACCUUCAUAAUCAUGGGAGAACUCAUACUGGAGAGAAGCCAUAUAAAUGUGAUGUGUGUGGAAAGGCCUUUACUCGCAAAGAAAGCUGUGCACUUCAUCAGGUCCUUCAUACUGGAGAGAAACCAUAUAAAUGUGAUGUAUGUGGCCGUGGCUAUACUCGAAAGUCACAACUUAGAAUUCAUUGGCGAGUUCAUACUGGAGAGAAGCCAUAUACAUGUGAUGUGUGUGGAAAGACCUUUUCUCGCAAGGAAGGCUGUGCACUUCAUCAGAUCCUUCAUACUGGAGAGAAACCAUAUAAAUGUGAUGUAUGUGGCCGUGGCUAUAUUCGAAAGUCACAGCUUGGAAUUCAUCAGAGAGUUCAUACUGGAGAGAAACCAUAUAAAUGUGAUGUCUGUGGAAAGGCUUUUACACGCAAAGAAAGCCAUGCACUUCAUCAGAUCCUUCAUACUGGAGAAAAACCAUAUAAAUGUGAUGUGUGUGGACAGGCAUUUACUCGCAAAGAAAGCCAUGCACUUCACCAGAUCCUUCAUACUGGAGAGAAACCAUAUAAAUGUGAUGUAUGUGGCCGUGGCUAUACUCGAAGCACACAACUUGCAAUUCAUUGGAGACUUCAUACUGGAGAGAAACCGUAUCAGUGUGAUGUAUGUGGCCAUGGCUAUCCUCGAAAGUCACAACUUGUAAUUCAUCAGAGAAUUCAUAUAAGAGAGAAUCCUUAUAAAUGUAAUGUAUGUGGCUGUGACUUUACUGGAAAGAGACAGCUUAGAAUUCAUCGGAGAAUUCAUACUGAAGUGAAAUCUUACAAAUGUAACAAUUGUGUUCAUCAGAGAACUCAUACAGGAGAGAAACCAUAUAAAUGUGAUGUGUGUGGAAAGGCCUUUACUCGCAAAGAAAGCUGUGCACUUCAUCAGAUCCUUCACACUGGAGAGAAACCAUAUAAAUGUGAUGUAUGUGGCCGUGGCUAUACUCGAAAAUCACAACUUGAAAUUCAUCAGAGAGUUCAUACUGGAGAGAAACCAUAUAAAUGUGAUGUCUGUGGAAAGGCCUUUACUCGCAAAGAAAGCCAUGCACUUCAUCAGAUCCUUCAUACUGGAGAGAAACCAUAUAAAUGUGAUAUAUGUGGCCGUGGCUAUAUUCGAAAGUCAAAGCUUGGAAUUCAUCAGAGAAUUCAUACUGGAGAGAAUUCGUAUAAAUGUGAUGUAUGUGGCCGUGGCUUUACGGGAAACAGACAACUUGGAAUUCAUCGGAGAAUUCAUACUGAAGUGAAACCUUUCAAAUGUAACAGCUGUGACAAACUCUUCAGUUCCAGGUGUUAUCUUGCAGUUCAUCAGAGAACUCAUACUGGAGAGAAACCAUAUAAAUGUGAUGUGUGUGGACAGGCGUUUACUCGCAAAGAAAGCCAUGCAGUUCAUCAGAUCCUUCAUACUGGAGAGAAACCAUAUAAAUGUGAUGUAUGUGGCCGUGGCUAUACUCGAAGCACACAACUUGCAGUUCAUCAGAGGGUUCAUACUGGAGAGAAACCAUAUAAAUGUGAGGUAUGUGGCAAAGCCUUUAGAGUAAAUGGCAGCCUUACAUCUCAUCGGAAAAUUCAUUGCCGAGAGAAACCAUAUAAAUGUGAUGUAUGUGGCAAAGCCUUUAGUGUAAAUGGAAGCCUUAGAACUCAUCAGAAAAUUCAUACGGGAGAGAAACCAUAUAAAUGUGAUGUAUGUGGCAAGGCCUUUAGAGUAAACGGAACCCUUACAUCACAUCAGAAAAUUCAUACUGGAGAGAAACCAUAUAAAUGUGAUGUAUGUGGUAAGGCCUUUACUAUAAAUGGAAGCCUUGCAACUCAUCGGAAAAUUCAUACUGGAGAGAAACCA
Molecule: messenger RNA, 2859 nt
Organism: Budorcas taxicolor (takin)
Lineage: Eukaryota; Metazoa; Chordata; Mammalia; Artiodactyla; Bovidae
Product: zinc finger protein 845-like
Exons: 6
Biological process (GO): regulation of DNA-templated transcription
Source: RefSeq, a predicted model, not a curated record